Messenger RNA from Lytechinus pictus (painted urchin), 3922 nucleotides. RefSeq lists its product as uncharacterized. Lineage: Eukaryota; Metazoa; Echinodermata; Echinoidea; Temnopleuroida; Toxopneustidae. Bases 2778 to 3845 code for a protein of 355 amino acids. The transcript has a single exon. The record is from RefSeq and is a predicted model, not a curated record.
CACCGGCGUAAAACCGCGUUGGCGUACAUAUUUACUCCACGUCUGCCCGCUACCAUCUAACUAAGAUAUCAAACUACUGCUGGUCAUUCCGGUAAUGCAUUUAAAUUCUUUACGAUAGGAAAACAGUGCCUUUUUUGUGAAAUAUCCUGAAGGAAAAAGCAGUUCUUUUCAUUCUACCUGAAUAAACACACCUUUUCUACUUCAUCUCAGUGGAACUAAUUUGAUUUCGCUUUACAAACCGCCGGUGUUAUCUCCGUAACAGUUCAAUCGACUUCCUUGAAAUCUACCACCACAGAUUUGGAUUUAUUUUUCGCGGUCUGGGAUUCAUUUUGUUUAUAUCCUUCGUUUGCCCGGUUGCGUCUUAUUGGUCAGAGUCGAAUUGAAAACGAUUUAAUGAUUUGCUGGAAGACGAGACGGCUAAGGCGGAAUCGUUAUUGAUGGAACAUGAUAAAGACAACAAUACAUCGUGGACUGUACGCAGUCGCCGUUUGGGUGUAAUUUCAUCCCGGCUUUUCAAGUCAAUGUUAUUUUUGCUUUGUGAUUGAAACGACUAGAUCCCGGGGAUGGUGAAGGGACUAUGUAACCUGACAACGCCAACUCUUUUUAUUGUGUGCCUAUGAAAUAACGCAAUAACACACUCAAAAUAUUAAAAGGUUCGAAUUUGAGCGUGAAAGAGACAGAGCAUCACCAGUCGCCUUUGGUGCUUCAAGAAGGCUGAAAGUCAUCCUUAUGAUUCUAUUUUUAUAACGCAUUUAUUGGAGGUCGAAUAGCUGUAUUCCCGGCAAUGCAAUACACGGACCUAAAGCUGUCUGGAUAUUUUGAAAUGUGAUAUGAACUUUUAAAAAGGCAGGGAAAGUUCGAAGAGCUUUCUCCGUGGACAGGAUGAAAAGGGAAUAGUAUAAGUAAACGUUUUGCCUUUGAGGGCAAAAUAGAAAUCCUUAAAGCUAUACUGCCAAGAAGGUGUUGCAAUGCAUCGUGCUUAAGAUUUGAUUCUGAAAAUGUUUUUAUACGAAUAGAUUUUCGACGGACGAAUAACAUUUUUGUGAUAAACAUUUGCCCUUGACCUCCACAUGUGCGUGCCAGACUGCAAUUCACCAAUUGUUACGAUCAUCAACAUUUUAAUUUGAAUCCGAAAUCAUGGUGCCAGACUUCUACCCCGACUUCUACAAAACUUUGUAACCAGCUCUAGAUUGAUGACAAUAUCCGAACUUUUUUCUUACCCGAUUAUGUAACAGUAUCAUGGUAAUAGCAGGUACAAUCUUACAGUCUCGUGUAAACUUAGCUAUUCUUGUCGUCAAAGCUACAGCAGUUGGUGGGAUUGAACCAGGUGACCGGGCACAUUUCGGAUAACAUCACACCCUAAUUGCAUUCGCACGUCCGACAGCCGCUCCUUUUACGACCCUUGUUGACGAAGGGGGAGGAGAGCGCAGCGUCUGAAAAAAAUGAAAUAAGUAGAUAAAAGAGGAGGAUGAGAAAGUGCAGAAAUAACAUUCCUCCGGGGCAAAGGAGGUGAGAGGAAGCUCAUUUCUAUGUAAAGAACCGAAGAGUCAUGGGAAAUCGAGAGUGCAGAUAAGUCACCGAGAAGGUGUCAUCAAGACGUCGUUAUUCUGUUUCAAACAACUGUUUAAAGUGCGCGAUGGUUUAGUCGAAGGAAUGUGACGUGCAUUCAGGCGCAGGGAUUCUUGUGUUUUUUAAUACGUCUUCCUUUAUCCAUCGCCCGGGGUUUGGUACCCUAAUGACAGACCUGUGCUUUUUUGGUUCGUGGGGAUCAUGAUGGGUGUAGAGUAACGCUGCAGAUAGGAGUUACCUACCCGCCCAUGAUCGCAUCGAAUGGGAAUGCAUCCUGGUCGAUCGAGUCGAGCGAAGGCCUUAGCGAGUGUGCCAAACCUAAGAUAUUUGAAGUGGAAUAAUUGAUCAUCGGCUCAGGAUUCAAUGUGCUCUGAACGCAAAUGCCGUGUAAAGUUGAUGUAAAUGUGGAUUAAGCACCCAUGUUUUCUUCGUUAAACAAUACUUAAGUCAUUACCAGCGUUGAUUCGGCGUUGGGAAUAGUGUCACCACGUCAGCAGUAAUCCGAUCGGAUUCAGUUCAAUGCCCAGGUUCUCCUCGAGUGGAUCGAAUGAUCUAUUACCCUAAUAACUGCAUUGUGUGACAGUCACCCUAUGGGGAUUCGCUCGUGACAGAAUCUCUUUUCUGCGAUUGGGUUCAUCCUCACUAUAAAAUAUCGGGGAAAAUGUGAUAUUGGGAUUCCUCCUACGUCGAGCAUUCGAGCAAAACGAGGUCAAAUAUUCAAGAUAGAUCAUAUUUUGUCUCGCGGAUUUAUGCAAAAGAGCUAUGAUUUUGUUUUGGGCGGCUGUUUUGAUAUUCUUUUAAUUUUCGAUACGACAGCUGAUCACUCACUACGGUAUAAUUUGGAGUAAGGUAUCCUGUAUUAAUGGUAUUCUGAUAUAAAUCUCGUGUUCUGGAUUAGUCAUCUUCUCUCUGUCGGGCGUGAGUAAUAAUAAUAACUACUUGCGUCCGUUAAUCAACUUGCUCAUAUUUUCAUAUACCUUGAGAAUUUUAAUACCAACAAACAUAGAUGGUCAACCGACCCAGUAAACCAUCAGGAUAAUGUAAUUGUUUUACAACUCGUGAAUUUACUCACUGUGAUAGGUAAUCUGUAUCAUAUCGUCAUGGUACACUGCGUAAGUUAAUCAGUAAUACGAUCGUGAUUAUGAUAUUGGGAAUGGAUCAAUUGUGUGAUAGGAGACCGUUGAGAGCAUCGGUUCAUUAAAUUUCUAAUGCGGAACCUAGAACACUUCCAGUCUUAUUCACCAGAAAUGCCUUCAGACCAAGGAUCACCACCUGCCGCAGAAGGUAUGGAUCCUGUCAUUAAUAACGAGCCGGUCAAUGGCACCUUGGACGUGCCGCAGCGAGACGUCAUCACCCGGGUGAAAUCGAUGGAGAAGAAGACAGAGUCCCACCCGAAACCUCGCGUUCAGUUCAACGUGCCUCCGCAGGUCGAGGCUCCCAAGCCCUGUCGGAAGCGAAAGCAUCGUUUAAAACAACAGAUCGCAGUUGUCGUGAAGGAUUUAGAGACCGUGAUCUCGGAGUUAAGCUCCGUCGUGGUCGAGCUUCGCGGGGUAUUAGUCCAGAUUGAACGAGUGUCGACAGAGCUCGACGCCACGGUUGGAAAGAGGAACGCUAGGAUAAAUAAAGUUCAUCACCGGAAUCAAGCGAUGAGAUGUAUGGCGAGUGACAGCUCACAGGAGAGGUUAGACUCGCCGGAGCUGGUACGAUUAUCGGCCAGGAUGAGACGACGCGUCAGCGCUAAAUCUCGACGAUGUUCCGCGCUUAGCGCGAAAUUAAAAUCCGAAUCGGAAUCCAGUCUCGCAACAGAUCAACAGAGUCCAAGAAAAGACCCUGUUCUGAACGGACCCCUUAGGAAAGCUUACAGCGAGGACGGCAGUCAAUUUGGUGUUGGUGGUGACGAAUCGGACUACGGCACCAAGUCCGACGCCGAGUCGACUCAGCGUGACUUGAGUGAGAUGGGAUCUCAAGGAAAUUGUUCGUGCACGAGUUCGACCCGACAAACAGCCACCAGCGAUGGUGAUAGACUUUCCAAUCUUGGCCUUUACUCUGAUCUGGAAAUCGUUGUCAGUCCCGAGCUCGCCCUCCGAUCAGAAUUCUUGAUGAGAUCUCCUGCUUUAAGCCGGUUCUCGACCACAUCCUGUAGCGAUGCCGAGUCUGUCGAGUUCCAUGCUGAUUAUAACAGGGACAUCAAUACAUGGACGACCUAUGCACUUGUCCAUAUAGACGCAACUAGUAAUAGCGAUACUUGGGACUCCGAUAGGGAGGUAUGUGUUUGAUGAUUGAAAGGAUUUUCUAGUUUUAUGGCUCUAUGAAAAUAUAAAAAUGUUGUAAUUUUCUUGAUUUACACAAUGGU